Molecule: messenger RNA, 941 nt
Organism: Dryobates pubescens (Downy woodpecker)
Lineage: Eukaryota; Metazoa; Chordata; Aves; Piciformes; Picidae
Gene: ECHDC1
Product: ethylmalonyl-CoA decarboxylase 1
Exons: 6
Coding region: 39-941 (300 amino acids)
Biological process (GO): fatty acid beta-oxidation
Cellular component (GO): cytosol
Molecular function (GO): enoyl-CoA hydratase activity
Source: RefSeq, a predicted model, not a curated record
ACCGACCGGCGCCGGGAAGGGGAGCCGCGGGGCCAGAAAUGGCCAUUUCACUCUGGAAGAACUUGCUUCAGGCUACAAAGAAAAGGCUUCUGCAGCAGAGAAGGCUGUCCCUGUACAGCAGUGCUGAUGGCUAUGAGGAGGGAUCAAUACAGAAGAAACUUCAGCAGCUUGCUGGUGGAUCCAUCAACCUUUCCAAGGAAGACAAUGGCAUUGCAAUACUGACUUUGAACAACCCAAAGCUAAUGAAUGCCUUUACAGGCACUAUGAUGCUGGAGCUCCAGGAGAAGGUAACUGAGCUGGAGAGCUGGAAGGAUGGCAAAGGCCUCAUCAUCUGUGGUGCAGGAAACACCUUUUGCUCAGGCUCUGACCUGAAUGCUGUCAAAGCCAUAUCCAACCCCCAGGAUGGGAUGAAUAUGUGCAUGUUUAUGCAGAACACCUUAACCAGGCUGAUGAGAUUGCCUUUGAUCAGUGUUGCCCUAGUCCAAGGGAAAGCUUUUGGAGGAGGAGCAGAGCUUGCUACAGCCUGUGAUUUCAGGUUGAUGAGCCCGGGGAGCGAGCUUCGCUUCGUGCACAGGCUGAUGGGGCUGGCGCCGGGCUGGGGCGGGGGCGCCCGCCUGGUGCGCAUCGUCGGCAGCGGGGCUGCCCUGCGCCUCCUCAGCGGGGCCACCGCGGUGGACCCCCAGACGGCUCUGCGCCUGGGGCUCUCGGAGCAGACCUUGGCCUCGGCAGAAGGAACCCAAGCCUUAGAGGAAGCCCAAGCCUGGCUGAGUCAGUACACAGCGGGGCCGGCCAGCGUCGUUCGGGCGGCGAAAAGGGUGGUGACGGCCGGCGGAGAGCUGCCCCUGCAGGCUGCCCUCCGGACAGAGAAGGAGGUUUUCGGGACCCUGUGGGGCGGCCCUGCCAAUCUGGAGGCGCUGCUUAGAAGACCAAAGCACAAAUGA